Eleginops maclovinus (Patagonian blennie) is the source of this 1903-nucleotide messenger RNA. It is a transcript of the gene gins4, whose product is annotated as GINS complex subunit 4 (Sld5 homolog). The coding region runs from base 123 to 794 and encodes 223 amino acids. Gene Ontology annotation, biological process: DNA-templated DNA replication; double-strand break repair via break-induced replication. NCBI's taxonomy places the organism in Eukaryota, Metazoa, Chordata, Actinopteri, Perciformes, Eleginopidae. The transcript is spliced from 8 exons. The record is from RefSeq and is a predicted model, not a curated record. Gene Ontology annotation, cellular component: GINS complex.
CUAACUUUUUCUGAGCUAUUCUGUUUGAAUUUAGUUUAAGACCUUUAGUGUAAGACCUUCACAUACUGUAAGCUUUUCGGUUACGCUCAGUACUUUGUCUGUUUGCUUCGUGAAGGAUAACUAUGUCGGACGCUUUGUCUGAUGACGGCAGCGUGAACCAGGAUGACAGUCAGGAGGAUGUUAUGACCCCGGCGGAGCUGAUAGCCAAACUGGAAGAAGCAUGGCUGAAUGAGAAGUUCUCCCCGGAGCUGCAGGAGAACAAGUCCGAGGUGGUGGAGUGUGUGAUGGAGCAGCUGACUCACAUGGAAGAAAACUUGCAGCGGGUGAAGAAGGGUGACGCGAAGGCCAGCAUCCAUCGCAUGGAAAUAGACCGAAUUCGCUUCGUGCUCAGCAGCUACUUGCGCUCCCGUCUGCAGAAGAUUGAGAAGUUCUUCCCUCACGUCCUGGAGAAAGAAAAGUCACGAGGGGAGGGGGAUCCGUCUCUGCUUUCACCUGAGGAGUUUGCAUUUGCCAAAGAGUACUAUGCCAACACAGAAACCUACCUGAAGGCUGUAGCCCUGAAGCACAUGCCCCCCAACCUGCAGACAGUGGACAUGCUCAAAGCAGUGCCUGAGCCCUGCCUGGACUCCUUUGUGUUUCUACGAGUGAAGGAGAAACAGGAAAACAUCUUGGUGGAGCCCGAGACCGAUGAUCAGAGAGAGUACGUUGUCGAUCUGGAAGAGGGCUCUCAGCAUCUAAUGCGGUAUCGAACUAUAGCACCACUUGUCUCGACUGGAGCCGUGCAGUUAAUUUAAAAAUCAAGGUCGCUGCUUGUGUGGUUGCUUCUGGUUCCAGUUGGUCAGAAAAAAAGCAAUUUUGAUGCGAAAGGACAUUAAAGUGGAGAGAUUACAUCUGGAAAUGCAGCCAUCUUUCCCACUGUUGUCAGGAUUAAGGAUUGCUUGUGGGAGGCACACACAGACAUUUGUGGCACCAUGUCAUCUAGACACCGUGGGGAAAUAACAUCCAACAUGAUGUCUUUCCUGGUGUUGUGGGAUGCUUGUUGACGAAUGAACCGUGUUUACCAGAGCAGCGUUUGCAGUGUGUGGUGUUCUUUUUGGACUUUUUAAAAUCAUGUCACAACAAGUUUGGUUACAUAAUUCUAAUGUAUUCUGGUGUGUUGGUGUUUGUGAGGCUGAUUUAAGAUUAUCUAAUGCUAAUUAAUUCUGUUGACUCACAUCAUUGGACUUUUACAAGAUGCAUCCAAAGGGGAAAUUUCCAUCUGUUGUGCUUGGUGCAGAGUGCGUAAAUAAAUGCGUGUAUGUGUGGUAGAACAUUCCUUUGAAUGGCAUCCACGCUUAAAUUAACAUGCAUUUCUGUCUCUUUAAAUAAUAGAAAUCCUGUUAGAGUUCAGAUAACGUCUGUGCCUCUUCUCACCUUGGCUUCCACUUUCAGACGUGUGUAUUAUAUGUUUUAAACUCCCCUCUGCUUCACCAAGCUCUUCUGACUGUGUGUGUGUUUUGGUUUUACCCUAAAGGGGUGUGUGGAACAUCGUUCUCUGAGACAUAAUUGUCAUAAUAACAUUGUUAUAUAAUGGUCUCAAAGGGAGCAAUCAGUGCUUAUUGUUUGCCCUCACACAGAUUGCUCAGUUUUUGGAACUAAUAAGGGACUGCAGGAGAGCGAGGCUGUGCAAAUCUGAACCACGUGUCAAAUUACUUUUGAACUGCACCGCCAAUCUAAUUAGAAUCGUAGUGUGAUGGUGAGGAUAGGAGCAAUGCACUGGGAGUGUCUUCUAGAUUUACACAGGAAGAAAUCUGAGAAGCAUAGAACAGGAAAGCUUUCAUAUAAAAACGUUUCAAAAUGAAAGAAGCGUUCUUUAAGACUUUGAAAUGUGGAUUUAAAAAAUAAAUAAAGAUAUUGAAUUGUU